AUGAAUAAUGGAAGGAAGAGCAGAAGCAAUUUGAGAUUAUUUGUUGAUUUUGAUUCUACCAUAACUAAAUCUGAUACUUGCACAUUAAUUCCACAACUUUUAAAAAAUCCAGAAAAGAAUCAAGCUUGGGAAAUGGUUUCAAACGACUUUUUAAAGAAAUACGAGACUAUUCUGUCAAAAUAUGAAGGAAAUAUAUCCAUGUCAAAUAUAUCUGAUUUCUUGAAUGAAAUGGAUCAUGUAGAGUUAUUUGGAGUAAAUUCAGUAGAGCAAAAUAAUCUAUUGGAGGGUCUUUCUAAGAAAGAUCUCGAAGAGUUGCCAAAAAAAUUUCACACUGAGCUUGCUCCUCAAUGUGAGUCAUUAUUCGAAUUACUUUAUGAGUUUGGAAAGAAGAAAAAUAUUGAGCUUUGUAUUAUAUCCAGUAAUUGGUCUUUUGAUGUCAUUCAAUCAUUUAUCAAACAAAAUGUUCAAAAACAUGUAAAUACUCAUUUGAAUAUAUUUUCAGUAGAUAGAAUUAAUGAAACUCUUACCAACCCUGAAGUAAUUCCAACCAUUCCUACUCAGUGGAGUGUAGAGAAUAGCUCAUUUCCAAACAUUUACAUUUACACGAAUGAUUUACAAUUUAACGAGAAUGGAAUUUCAACUGGAAAAUUUUCUUCCAAGCAAUGUGUCACCUCAAUGGACAAACUCAUGUCCCUCAGACAUCAUCUCUUCAUCAGUAGAGAUACCAGUAAGACAAUAUACAUUGGCGACUCUGUCAAUGAUUUGAGAUGCAUUCUAGAAACUAAUGGCAUACUUUAUCAUCCGAGAAAUAAUGAGGAAACAACUAUACUAUCCCUCUUCAAAAGAUUGGGCAUUCCACUCUCAAAGCUCCCUCAAAAUGCCGCUAGCAGCAUUCAACAAGUUCAAACAACUCUCAUUCCCUCUCCACACUUUGCUUCAAAUUGGGAAGAAAUUACAUCCUCUAUUCGAUCUGAAUUAUUGGUUAAUUAA
Naegleria gruberi is the source of this 990-nucleotide messenger RNA. RefSeq lists its product as uncharacterized. Bases 1 to 990 code for a protein of 329 amino acids. Lineage: Eukaryota; Heterolobosea; Eutetramitea; Acrasida; Naegleriidae. The record is from RefSeq and is a predicted model, not a curated record. The transcript has a single exon.